AGAUCAACCAUGGCACUCUACGACAUGAAAGAGCUGCCACAUCUUGUGAAGCCAGCCUCAUUGAUACUCAUAAUACUCCAAAUUAUAUUCGUAUUCGCUCCUGGUUACCGAGGAUUCGGAUGGUUCGUCAUCAUGACCACUAUAAUUCAGUUGAUAGUUGGCGUAUUGGUCUUGUUGGGUAUGCUCGUCGAUAUUGGCUUGGUACGAACGUCAAUGUGGGCAGUAGCGGAGAUUGGCUACAGCGCUGCAUUUACCCUCUUCCAAGCCAUAAACUUCUUCUUCUUUCUUGUCAACGUGUUUGGUCAUUUUAACUUCUGGCUGUUACUUGGAGUGUUUACAUCUGCCCUCCUAUGCCUGGUCUGGUUGUUCAACGCAUUCCAGUGGUGGCGUGCCCGUACUCCACCACCACCCAGCCAACCUACAACUACACCACCGCCUCCCAAGUUCACACCAUCGUAUCCAGCCGGUGUCAACCCGGCUUAGGGAAAAAUUGACUAUUUAUCGACAGUCCGCACAAUCUGUUCCACUUGUGUAGGCCAACGGUGGCUACCGCAAUUUUGUAAAAUACUACAAUUGUAUAUGUAUAUUGAUGAUGUAAUUGAUUUACAAAUUUUUGAGGAAUGAAUGAAUAUGAGAUGAUU
This is a messenger RNA of Cylicocyclus nassatus, 641 nucleotides long. The record is from the annotation of a GenBank genome assembly. NCBI's taxonomy places the organism in Eukaryota, Metazoa, Nematoda, Chromadorea, Rhabditida, Strongylidae.